Messenger RNA from Brassica rapa (field mustard), 2464 nucleotides. RefSeq names its product probable receptor-like protein kinase At5g20050. Gene Ontology annotation, biological process: protein phosphorylation. Gene Ontology annotation, molecular function: ATP binding; protein kinase activity. The record is from RefSeq and is a predicted model, not a curated record. NCBI's taxonomy places the organism in Eukaryota, Viridiplantae, Streptophyta, Magnoliopsida, Brassicales, Brassicaceae.
UAUGUAUAUUUUUGAAAUAAAAGUUUUCUCUAGAACGUUGAUCUUUUAGAAAUGGAGGAGGGAGUAAUAUUUAACGAUGUUCUCUCGUGCAAAACUUUUUUGCUCAAAAUUAUAACAUACACAUUCUUUUUAUAUGCUCAAAGAUUAAGCAAAAUCGAUCGAAGAUGGCACAACGGGUUCAACCGAUAGUUUAUGUAAAUAAGCGCGAGUCCACCAAUUAAGGCAUGUUUCCGACCGGCGAAACCAGUCUGCGAAGGCAAACCUAAUUUAUUAAAUUAUUACAUUUCAGCUGCAUUUUCAAAGUCAACAAAUGCUCACGUCCGGCAAAUAUUACAUGUACUAUAUUUUAGUUUUUGAUAUACUUUUGUCCUUGAGGUAGACAAACCAACCGAUUUGAAUCUGACCACACAUUAGGAUUAUACAAAAUUAAAAUUUUGAAUCUGACCAAAAUAGAAUACACGUUAAAUUUUAUACUGUAUAUGGCAGUUUUCCCUAAUGAAUUUUUUUUUGAUGCACGCACUCAGAUCGAUUGAAGUUGUAGAAUUUGUCAAAUUAUAUUUUUUGGCAUAUCACUUUCCAUAAUUACAAAUAUAAAUUUACAAAAAUACUACUCUUAAAAUUGAACAAUAUAACCUACCACAACUUGCACAUGUUAGACAAUGACUCAUUUAAGAUAAUUUAUGACAAACCUAACUUAUAGUUGUACAUUGUACAAUAUACGUCUCUAUAUAAAAUAUAACUUUAUAAUAUUUGUUUAACCAAAAAUAUUCCAAUUGGCCAUGAGUCCAACAACUCUUUUUUGCUUUUGAUAUUACAAAUUAAAAAUAAAAUAUUAUUUAAAAACACGGAAUCUCAAUUGCAGACAAACAACUUAAAAAUAUAAUUCAAUUCAACACAAGAAAAAAAAACACAAUAAGAUACAACCUGUUGUGUCUUUUUAAUAUAUUUUAUUUAAAAUAUUGCCUUCCUCCUUGUGAAUUCAGCUCACGAGUUGCUCAAAUGAAGUCAGACAAGCUCUAAAGCCUGUAAUGGAGGACAAGAAAGCAAACAUAAUCGCCACCAUAUCCAUCAUAGCCCUCCUCACCGUCAUAAUCACCGCCAGAGUUACUCUAAAACUCUCCAAAACGUUUUACCUCAUCGCCGGCGUCGACAUCUCCCUGAUCCUCGCCGUGAUCUGUUUCCUCGUAAUCCGCCGCCGCUACAACAGAGAGCGAAAGAUCCUAGUGUCAAAGUACGUCUCCGAAGGCAGAGAGCUCCGGAUCGAGUACAGCUUCCUCCGGAAAGUCGCCGGAGUCCCGACCAAGUUCAAGCUCGAGGAUCUCGAGGAAGCCACCGACGGGUUCCGGAUCCAGAUCGGAAAAGGCGGGUCGGGGUCCGUCUUCAAAGGAGUCCUCAAAGACGGAAGCCAAGUGGCCGUGAAGAGAAUCGAAGGAGAGGAGAAAGGAGAAAGAGAGUUUAGGUCAGAGGUAGCCGCUAUAGCUUCCGUGCAGCACAAGAAUCUAGUUCGGCUCUACGGUUACUCGUCGGUGAAUCGCCAGAGGUUCCUCGUCUACGCGUACAUACCUAACUCGUCUCUCGACGUGUGGAUCUUCCGGAACAGGAGAUCAAGAGGAUGCUUGACGUGGGACCAAAGGUACCAAGUCGCUGUCGAUGUAGCGAAAGCCCUAGCUUAUCUUCACCAUGACUGUAGGUCAAAGAUCUUGCAUCUUGACGUGAAGCCAGAGAAUAUUCUCCUCGAUGAAAACUACAGAGCGGUGGUUACAGACUUUGGACUCUCCAAGCUGAUAGCUAGAGACGAGAGCCGAGUUGUGACGGAGAUUCGCGGCACGUGCGGAUACCUAGCCCCGGAGUGGCUUCUUGAACACGGUAUCUCUGAAAAGUCUGACGUUUACAGCUAUGGGAUCGUGUUGCUUGAGAUGAUCGGAGGGAGGAGGAGUAUUAUGAAGGUAGAGGUCGAGGAGACAAACAAAAACACGAACAAGAAGAGCAAGAAGAAGAAGCUGGAGUACUUUCCGAGGAUAGUGAACCAGAAGAUGAGAGAAAGAAAGGUAAUGGAGAUUGUAGAUGAACGGGUGGAGGCAGGUGAUGAAGGGCAAGUGAUGAAGCUGGUGUGUGUGGCUCUUUGGUGUAUACAGGAGAAGGCUAAGAAUAGGCCUGAUAUGGCUAUGGUGAUUGAGAUGCUUGAAGGGAGAGUUCCGGUGAGUGAGCCGCCGGAUUCGCAGCUUGUUGUGGUCGAUCUUUUGGCUGCGGGCGAUGAUGAUGAUGCAACUACUGGUGUGCGACGUGUUGUGGAGGUACCGAGGUUGCAUAUUCAGAGGGAAAGGAAUUUUCGUUUGCCGUCUAUUUGUUCUAGUAUCAUAUCUCCCAUUUCUCCACGGUAGAGUUUUGGUUUUGUUCAUUUGGUAUGUAAUAAUCAGACAGUUUAUUAAUAGGAUUGAACACAAGGUUAUGGUUUUAACUGGAA